AAAGAUUGAGACGAACAGAAUCCCCCUCUCGUAAACACACACACACACACACACAGUGCCAUAAACUCAGAAUCCGAAAACCCAAUUUGUUCACCACAAAGAUCAAAUGGAAACCUAAUUUCUAAGAAAUUUAUCGAUUUCUUUUUCAAUCAAGUAUUAUAUGAUCAUUUCCAUAUCGACGAAACAUAGCAUUUAUCUCAAGUAACUUUCUUACAGAUUUCAUUGAUUCGUGCGCUUUGUGUAUCUUAAGAAAUGGACGAAGAAGAAUUACAGAAGCGAUUCACUGAUUGCGUCUAUUUCUUAGCCUCUCCGCUCACUUGCAAGAAGGGAAUUGAAUGUGAAUACCGACACAGUGAGAUUGCAAGGCUGAACCCUAGAGAUUGCUGGUAUUGGUUAGGAGGAUGCUGUUUUAACCCUGAUUGUGCUUUCAGACAUCCUCCAUUGGAAGGACUAAAGGAAGCAUACCUAGAAUCUUCUAAUCUUAACAAUGCUCCUGCUUUACCUGUGGAGAAAACAAACAUCCCUUGUUACUUUUACUCAAAAGGGUUUUGUAACAAAGGCGAACACUGUUCAUUUCUCCAUGGAUCUGCUGAUGUCAGCCUUGCUUUGAAACCCUCUAAACCCACAUCCAUUGUCAACAAUCCAGUCCCCUGUGUAGAAAAGUUAUUUACAGAAAGUAAAACCAGGUCAACACCAGUCAACAUCCACCCCACUCCAUCUGAAACUGCAAAAGAGGACCACACAAACAAUGUGAGGAUGCCCACACAGGAUUCCCAACAAGAAAGAAGCGAGUCUCCAGAUAUGUCAAACUCAUUGGAUCUUCUGGAAGAAUUUGUUCAAAGUGGAUCUGAUGUUUUUAAUGAUCAAAGUUCUGGUUUUGAUGUUGUUGUUGAAGGUGAAUCUGAAAGGUAUGAAUAUGAACAAGAUGUUGAGUAUUUUUCUGUUCAUGAAGAAGAAGAAGAAGAAGAAGAAGGUGAAAAAGACCCUAUUGAGUAUGAUCAAACUUACCCUGAAUUGGGAAAUGGAAUUGUAAAAGAGAGAUGUGAUGUUUAUGAAUGUUUAGAUAAAGGGGAAUCAAGAAAGAGUAUCUUUUAUCGGCUUUCUUUCAAGAAAAGAAACUUACAAUCAGAAGCUCCAUUAUUUAAUGGCAGAAAAGGUCAUGAUCUUCGUGAGCAUUUGAAGAAACGCAAGGUUUUUAAUAAUGGUUUUCCUUUUCCAUACUGUUUUUCUCAAGGGCAUGAUCGUAAUUUUAGAAGAUAUCCUCAAAGAAAGGCUGUCCCUGUGAACAGAUACAAGAAGCCACAGUUGAUGCAACAGAAGAGAAGAUUUAAGGAAAAAGAUGCUAUCUUCACAGGACCAAAGACCCUUGAUGAAAUAAGAGAAGAAAAGAAGAAUACCCUUCAAAGAAAUGAUGAUUUUCAGUGUUCUAGACAUUUGAGUGAAAGAAAAGAGUGUUUUCAGGGUCCUAGACCUUUGAGUGAGAUUCUCAAGAACAAAAGGAAGUUUGGGUAGUGGG
Molecule: messenger RNA, 1516 nt
Organism: Lactuca virosa
Lineage: Eukaryota; Viridiplantae; Streptophyta; Magnoliopsida; Asterales; Asteraceae
Source: the annotation of a GenBank genome assembly